AUGACUAUGGACCAACAGAUUCAAGAUUUGAACCUCGAUAUUGAGGAAGUAAAGAAGUUUUUGGAACAAUCUGGACGUCCACGUAAUAAACAAUUUCUGGAAAUUCAGUUACGUAAAUAUCAAACUGAGUUAGUCAAUUUAAAAGAGAAACAACAGCAACAGCAAAAUAAUGCAGCACACGAGAAAACAGCUCCAGUGCCAUCAUCGACAACAACAUCUUCGACAAAUCGAACCUAUAACAAAGAUAUUACCCUUUAUGCAUGGGAUCAAACAGACAAAUUUGUGAAAUUGUAUGUUCAGAAUUUAAAUGGUGUAUCAAAUUUGGCAGAAGAUCAAAUAAAGUGUGCAUUUGAACAGCGCGGUUUUCAGUUACAAAUAAACAAUUUGAACAAUGUUAAUUAUACAUUUAAAUUGAAAAAGUUAUUAAAUGAAAUUUUACCGGAUGAAUCAUCAUACAAAGUAAAGAAAGAUUCAGUUCUUAUCAUGCUUCGUAAGAAAGAGUCAAAACAGUGGGAAUGUGUUAUUCAAGACGACAAAAAAGUUGAUAAAAAACCGCCGAAAAUGGAUGAAAAAAAAGAUCCAGGAGACAGUAUGAUGUCGCUAAUGAAACAAAUGUAUGAGGAUGGUGACGAUGAAAUGAAAAGAACGAUAGCCAAAGCUUGGACUGAGUCACGCGAAAAAAUGAAUACAGGUGGUGAAAUGGGAGGAAUGGGCGGUAUGGGCGGUAUGGGUGGAAUGGGCGGUAUGGGAGGAAUGGGCGGAUUUUAA
Molecule: messenger RNA, 768 nt
Organism: Didymodactylos carnosus
Lineage: Eukaryota; Metazoa; Rotifera; Eurotatoria; Philodinida; Philodinidae
Source: the annotation of a GenBank genome assembly